Phlebotomus argentipes is the source of this 2093-nucleotide messenger RNA. RefSeq names its product sorting nexin-27 (gene Snx27). Gene Ontology annotation, biological process: signal transduction; intracellular protein transport. The record is from RefSeq and is a predicted model, not a curated record. The coding region runs from base 234 to 1769 and encodes 511 amino acids. The transcript has 5 exons. Gene Ontology annotation, cellular component: early endosome. Gene Ontology annotation, molecular function: protein binding; phosphatidylinositol-3-phosphate binding. Lineage: Eukaryota; Metazoa; Arthropoda; Insecta; Diptera; Psychodidae.
CCGAAGCUGGGGCCGUCAGGCAACACCAGCCAGUGAGUGUGCGAUUGUUUUAAUAUGGCGAGGAGUUUGUUAUUGACGUGAGAAUUUCCAUUGGGUUUUCUCGACUCCAGUGCAGUCAGGAGUGUGCAAUUUUGUGACUGAGUCUCUGGCCACUCGGUCCCAGUGGAUAGUGAGCUGCGCGCCCUCGCCACGGGGCAUCGAUUGGGGCGCCAGAGAGAUAGAGUGCGAGCGCGAUGGAUUCGGUGGUGAAGAAGCCCAAGAGCGCCCCAAAUGUGCCCAAUCCACAGGCGGGCCAGAAUCUCUCGGGCCCGCGAGUGGUGACCAUCUACAAGACGGAGACGGGCUUUGGUUUCAAUGUGCGCGGCCAGGUGAGCGAAGGGGGCCAACUGCGCUCCAUCAACGGCGAGCUGUACGCCCCCCUGCAGCACGUCAGCGCCGUCCUGGACAACGGAGCCGCCGAGAAGGCGGGCAUCAAGAAGGGUGACCGAAUUCUCGAAGUGAAUAAUGUGAACGUCGAAGGAGCGACACACAAGCAAGUUGUGGAUCUGAUCAAGUCUGGUGGCGAUUGUCUCACACUCACGGUGAUUUCCGUGACACAGCAGGAAGCGGAGCGACUGGAGCCGCAGGAGGAUCCCGGAGGUUAUUCCUACAUCGACUACUCGGAGAAGCGCUCUCUGCCCAUCAGCAUUCCCGAUUACAAUGUCGUCACGCGCAACGGGGAGCGUUUCGUCGUGUUCAACAUCCACAUGGCCGGUCGGCAGCUGUGCUCUCGGCGCUACCGCGAGUUCUCGAAUCUGCACACGUCUCUCAAGAAGGAGUUCACGGGCUUCAACUUCCCCAAGCUGCCCAGCAAGUGGCCCUUUCAGCUCAGCGAGCAGCAGCUGGACGCUCGGCGACGCGGUCUGGAGCAGUAUCUCGAAAAAGUGUGCGCCGUUCGUGUGAUUGCAGAAAGUGAGUCUGUCCAGGAGUUCCUCACCGACAAUGAGGACGAUCUGUCGGCGUCACCAGUGGACAUCAAAGUGAUGCUGCCCGAUCACGAGGUCAUCACGGUGUCUGUUCGGAAGUCCGCCAAUGCACAGACUGUUUGGGACAUUUUGGUGCAACGAGCGCAUUUCACAUCCUACAUUCAGCAGUAUUUCUAUCUCUUCGAGAUUGUCGAGUACAAUUUUGAACGAAAACUGCAGCCACACGAAAUUCCACAUCAGCUUUAUGUACAAAACUACAGCACAGCCUCCAGCACGUGCCUUUGCGUGCGCCGAUGGCUCUUCUCUAUUAAUCGCGAGCUCUCACUUCCGGCUGGCGAGCAAGCCACCAAGUUCAUCUUCUAUCAGGCCGUGGACGAGGUCAAUCGCGGUAACAUUCGCGCCGACGGACGCUUGUACGAGCUGAAAGCCUUGCAGGACUCCAAGAGAGCGCCCGAGUAUCUCGCCCUGGCGAGAACUCUGCCCGGAUAUGGUGAUGUGGUGUUUCCCCAUUGCGCCUGCGACAGUCGCAAAGAUGGGCAUGUCGUGCCAUCGGUCGGAAUGAAGAGCUUCCGCCUCCAUGCAUGCCGCGAGGACGGUUCUCUGGAGACUCAGACGGUGGAGCUCACGUGGGACUCAAUUACUCGCUGGGAGAGUGACGAGGAAUCAAUGGCAUUUUGCUUUCAGUACAGUCGCAAUGACAAACCAUUGCGAUGGGUCAAAGUAUUCACGCCAUAUCAUGCCUUCUUGGCGGACUGUUUCGAUCGAAUAAUGGAGGAAAGAAAGUGGGAUGACACGGGUGAUUAGCAAUAAUGACAAAAAUAGAGAAAUUUGAGACUUUUUGCCUACACAAAAGCUCACAACACACUUGCAGUUUCCUUUUCAGACGUUGAGCAAGAGCCCAAUUUGGCUCUAAGUUGAGGAAAUCCAUGUAGCAAUUUACUGAUAACAAAUUUACCUGCAUUUUAGUGUGAAGUUUCAACCCCUAUAAAUUCCUCAAAUCUCGAAUUCUUAGCCCGGAAAGAAAGAAAAAAAAACUGUCCAUGAAAAUUCACACACUUUAGUUGAUAAAGUCAGAGAUUUAUCGCGAAUUUUGUGUCACAAAAAUAAACUAGAGGCAAUAAAAAAAAA